Molecule: messenger RNA, 3729 nt
Organism: Perca fluviatilis (European perch)
Lineage: Eukaryota; Metazoa; Chordata; Actinopteri; Perciformes; Percidae
Product: NACHT, LRR and PYD domains-containing protein 12-like
Exons: 14
Coding region: 546-3494 (982 amino acids)
Molecular function (GO): protein binding
Source: RefSeq, a predicted model, not a curated record
GGUCCAAAGAUUCUCCUCCGUUCUUCAGGGACCAGAGCCCAAACCCACGAUCUGCAUCCAGGCUGUCUGUGAAGAGCCACUGGUCUAAAGAUUCUCCUCCGUUCUUCAGGGACCAGAGCCCAAACACACGGACUCAGGAGGAGCAGCCGUCCUGCUGUGCUUUGUGUCAGGACGUCCUGAAGGAUCCAGUCUUUACCAGCUGUGGACGCUGGUUCUGCAGACGGUGCAUCGCCUCAUACUGGGACCAGUCUGCUUCAUCAGGAGACUCCUGCUGUCCCCAGUGUGGAGAAAGAUCCAGAACCCCAGAUGGACUGCAGAUAGCCUGUCAGACCAGCAUUCUGCAAACAGAAAGUGGUCUGCAGAAGGUUUCAGAUAACCAUAAGAUCAGAGUGAAGAGGACAUGUGAACAUGUGACUGAAGGAAGUAACGUAACAGGAAGUGGAUCCCUCCUCAGCAGGAUCUACUCUGAGCUCUACAUCACAGACGGACUGAGUGAAGAAGUUAAUACCCAACAUGAGGUGAGGCAGCUCGAGACAGCUUCCAAGAUGAAGACCCUCCAUGACUCUCCUAUCAAGUGCAGAGACAUCUUUAAAGCCUUACCUGACCAACAGAAACACAUCAGAGUCGUUAUGAUGAUCGGCGUCGCUGGCGUUGGAAAAACCUUCUCAGUGCAGAAGUUCUGUCUGGACUGGGCCGAGGGUUUGGAAAACCAAGAUGUGGUUCUGGUGAUCCCUCUUUCCUUCAGGGAGCUGAACUUGAUCAAAGAUGAGCAGUACAGUCUUCUGGAGCUGCUCCGUGUUUUCCAUCCAACAUUACAGGAGGUCACAGCAGAGCAGCUCGCUGGCUCUAAAGUUCUCUUCAUCUUUGACGGCCUGGAUGAAAGCAGACUUUACCUGGAUUUCAACAACAAAGAGGCUGUUUCUGAUGUCACACAGAAGUCAUCAGUCAACGUGCUGUUGACAAACCUCAUCCAGGGGAAGCUGCUUCCCCUGGCUCUCAUCUGGAUAACUUCCCGACCUGCAGCAGCCAAUCAGAUCCCUCCUGCGUGUGUUGACAGGGUAACAGAAGUACGAGGCUUCACUGACGACCAGAAGGAGGAGUACUUCAGGAAGAGAGUCAGUGAUGAAGAGCUGUCCAGCAGAAUCAUCUCCCACAUCAAGACCUCCAGGAGCCUCCACAUCAUGUGUCUGAUCCCAGUCUUCUGCUGGAUCACUGCUACAGUUCUGGACCACAUGUUGACUACAGACCAGAGAGGAGAGCUGCCCAAGACCCUGACUGACAUGUACUCACACUUCCUGCUGGUUCAGACAAAGAGGAAGAAGCUCAAGUAUGCUGAGGGACAUGAGAAGAGUCCACAGGAGCUGACGGAGGCUGACAGGGAAGUUCUUCUGAAGCUGGGGAGGCUGGCGUUUGAACAGCUGGAGAAAGGAAACAUCAUGUUCUACCAAGAAGACCUGGAGCGCUGUGGUCUGGAUGUCACAGAGGCCUCGCUGUACUCAGGAGUUUGUUCAGAGAUCUUCAAAAGAGAAAGUGUGAUCUUCAAGAAAACAGUCUACUGCUUCGUUCAUCUGAGCGUUCAAGAGUUUCUGGCUGCAGUCUACUUGUUCCACUGUUACACCAACAAGAACACAAAGGUACUGGAGGACUACCUGGAAAAUAGAGAUGAUGAUGAUGAUGAGGAUGAGGAUGAGGAUGAUGAUGACUACAGUGACGAUGACCAUUACCCAUCUCUAGAUGACUUCCUGAUGAAAGCCAUGGACAAAUCCCUUGAAAGUAAAAAUGGCCACCUGGACCUGUUUGUCCGCUUCCUUCAUGGCCUCUCUCUGGAGUCCAACCAGAGACUCUUAGGAGGCCUGCUGGGUCAGACAGACAACAGUCCAGAAAUCAUCCAGAGAGCCAUCAACAACCUGAAGGAGAUGAAUGCUAAGUUGAUCUCUCCUGACAGAAGCAUCAACAUCUUCCACUGUCUGACGGAGAUGAACGACCACUCAGUCCAUCAGGAGAUCCAAGAGUUUCUGAAGUCAGAGAACAGAUCGGAGAAGAGACUCUCUGAGAUCCACUGCUCAGCUCUGGCCUACAUGCUGCAGAUGUCAGAGGAGGUUCUGGAUGAGUUGGACCUGGACAAGUACAACACAUCAUGGGAGGGUCGACUCAGACUGAUCCCAGCUGUGAGGAACUGCAGAAAGGCUCGACUUCGUGAAUGUUGGCUGUCAAAGACUCACUAUGAAUUUGUGGCUUCAGCUCUGAAGUCCAACCCCUCCCAUCUGAGAGAGCUGGACCUGAGAGGAAGCAAGCUGCAGGACUCAGGAGUGAAGCUGUUGUCUGCUGGACUUGAGAGUCCACACUGUAGACUGAAGUCACUCAGACUUGCCAAUUCUGGACUGACAGAGAUCAGCUGUGCUUCUCUGGUCUCAGUUCUGAAGUCCAACCUGUCCCAUCUGAGAGAGCUGGACCUGAGCAGAAACAACCUGCAAGAUUCAGGAGUGAAGCUGCUGUCGGCUGGACUGCAGAGUCCACAAUGUACUCUGGAGACUCUCGGAUUGAGUGACUGCGGUUUGUCAGAGAUCAGCUGUGCUUCUCUAGCCUCAGCUCUAAAGUCCAACCCCUCCCAUCUGAGAGAGCUGGACCUGAGUCACAACUACGAGCUUCAGGAUUCAGGAGUGAAGCUUCUGUGUGAAUUUCUGGAGAGUCCACAAUGUAGACUGAACACUCUGAGACUUAAUCACUGUGAACUACUGGGGAUCUGCUGUGCUUCUCUGGCCUCAGCUCUGAAGUCCAACCCCUCACAUCUGAGAGAGCUGGACCUGAGCUUCAACAAGAUGCAGGAUUCAGGAGUGAAGCUUCUGUCUGAUGGACUGCAGAGUCCACACUGCAGACUGGAAACUCUGAGGUUGAUUUGCUGUCUUCUGACGGAAGGAAGUUGUCUUUCUCUAGCCUCAGCUCUGAAGUUCAACCCCUCCCAUCUGAGAGAGCUGGAGCUGAGCUUUAACGAGCUGCAGGAUUCAGGAGUGAAGUGGCUGUGUGAUGUUUUGAAGAGUCCACAUUUCAGACUGGAGACUCUGAGGUUAAAGGACUGUAAGAUCACAGAUGAUGGCUGUACUUCUUUGGCCUCAGCACUGAAGUCCAACCCCUCCCAUCUGAGAGAGCUGGACCUGAGUAACAACUACAGGCUGCAGGGUCCAGGAGUUGAGCUACUGCGUGAUCUUAUGGAGAGUCCAAACUGUAGACUGCAGACUCUGGAUGUUAAAGGUUCCCCCGCCACAUUGACUGGAGUCCAGAAGAUGAGUGAUUUGGAGGAACAGGACAGACCAGAUUCUCCAGGAUCCGGACUGAGUGACCGGUCUAAAGAUCCUCCAUGUUUCAGUAAUGAACCUGGACCCUCAGUCACAAAGGUUACUGGACGAGAGUGCACGGCUGCACCUGACGGACACAAAGCCAACUUCGUGAAUGUUGGCUGUCAAAGACUCACUAUGAAUUUGUGGCUUCAGCUCUGAAGUCCAACCCCUCCCAUCUGAGAGAGCUGGACCUGAGAGGAAGCAAGCUGCAGGACUCAGGAGUGAAGCUGUUGUCUGCUGGACUUGAGAGUCCACACUGUAGACUGAAGUCACUUUCACUUGCCAAUUCUGGACUGACAGAGAUCAGCUGUGCUUCUCUGGUCUCAGUUCUGAAGUCCAACCUGUCCCAUCUGAGAGAGCUGGACCUGAGCAGAAACAACCUGCAAGAUUCAGG